Macrosteles quadrilineatus (aster leafhopper) is the source of this 1125-nucleotide messenger RNA. RefSeq lists its product as uncharacterized. Bases 23 to 757 code for a protein of 244 amino acids. The transcript has 4 exons. Lineage: Eukaryota; Metazoa; Arthropoda; Insecta; Hemiptera; Cicadellidae. The record is from RefSeq and is a predicted model, not a curated record.
GACUGUGUUUGGACAUUUCACCAUGUCUACAUCUCACAGUUAUGUUAACGAUCAGUUCACACUAACAGUUCUAACUGCAUGGUCCAUCUUCUCUCUGCUUCUAACCACCGUCCUCUCUACUGGUAUUGUAUCAAGUUUGAUCCUGCCGAUGUAUUCGUCCCGUGUCGACACUCUCAAACAGUUGGUGGAAGGAGGAUAUUACUGGACGGCUCAGUAUUACAUCGAAUUUGUCAGUGAAGAUUUAAAAGCAUCAAUUUUUGAUUUUCAGAACAAAAGGCACAAGCUUUAUGAGAAGAGAUACAAGUACAUGACAGAAAAUGCAGUCAGCGCUGCAAUGUAUACCGAUAAGAAAAUGACGAUGAUAUCUCAGGUGUUAAACAAUGAUUUAGUAGUGUUGGAUACAGAUGGUACUGUAGGACACGAGGCUUUGAAGCUGUAUCGGGUAGCAAGAGAAAGUCUUGGCAGAGGGCAUAUUUCGUUUGGAGUCGAGAAACAUUCGCCUAUGUUGGAGCCUUUGACAAUAAUGACCAUGAGGUUUAUGGAGGCUGGUCUCUUGCGUGAGUGGAAGUUUCAAGUGCUCUAUCGCUGGCCAUUGUUUAACACAAGACAUCUCCUAAUAGAGAAUGAUGUUCCUACCUUCGGUCAACCAGAGGUAAUGCCCAUCUCCAAGCUUCGUCCACUAUUCUACAUGCUGACUGCUGGCCUCAUGUUUGCCUUCAUAAUUUUUUGUCUUGAAAUACUCUGGUAUAAUGGUUAAGGGGACGUUCUUCUUCUAAUUUCAUUUAGAUUCAGUAACUACAGUGCUGUUUAUACAUAAAGUGUUUUUAUAAUUUGUUAUACACAUUUUAAAGUUUUCAAUAUCACUGAUUGCUGAGUUUUUGUAAAGUUACAGAGGUUUUAGAGACACCAAUAAUUAGGCUACUGUAACAAAUGAUUUGAACGGAAGGAACAUGGUAAACUUCUUGCAGGACAAUACCAUUAUCUACUUGUCAGAGUAAUUAAUUGUUAAAUGAUUUUAUAAAUUACGUCUUUAUGAAUAAGUAAAAUACAGGAUCACCAUUUUUAAAGUUUUAAAAAUGUUUCGAGUGUGUUUUCAAAGAUAACAAAAAUUAUCCUUUGAGUAGA